AUGCUCUUCUGCUUGGCCAAAAUGUUAGCAUUCCCAAGGAAUGAAGCUUUUUGUUUCCUUUGGAUUUCUUGUGUUUUCCUCUCUACAUGGAUUCAGCAAGGAACUGAAGCCUUUCAGUUUGGCAAUGGGUUGUCCUUACUUCCUGACAACGUGUGUGAUUUCACAGAUCAGUGUGAGGACAAGAGUGAUGAACAGCAAUGUUCAAAUUAUGAAAGAUGUGAUUUUGAGAGUGGUCUCUGUAAUAUGACACGAGAUCAGAGUUUGCAACUGGGUUGGACAAAGAGAAAUGGGAUGACUGGUCUCUCACCUCCACUUUAUGAUCACAAUGGUGAUAUGUCUGCCCACUUCCUCUCACUGGUUUCCAAAAUGGAUUCUACAUCCACAAACCUAAGAAGUAGAGUUUUUCUUCCAACGAAUAACCAACAUGCCUGUCAGAUCACAUUUUAUUACUUCUCCAGCCAUGUGAGUGGCAAAUUAAUGGCUGGCCUUCAAACUACAUGUGAUGGUCCCAUUCAGAAUUUAUGGCAAAACACUGCUGCUCUCCAGAGUCAGUGGGAGAGAAAUGUCAUGAACAUCUAGAGCAACCAGAAAUUUCAGGUUGUUUUUCAAGGUCAAAUAAUUUCAACUCCUGAACAAAAUGAAGUCAUAGCUAUUUAUGAUAUAUCUUUCAGUUCAGGCUGCUUGCCUGCAAAUGAUGAAAUUUUACCAUGUCAAGCAUUGAAUACAGAGCAGGAACCGUGCCAUCUAGAUACAAGACUCUGCAGUUUUGAUUCUACAGAUGAAGGAUUGAGGUGUUACUAUAUAUGGGUAGGAGCUAAGGAUGCUUCUACUCUUAACCAUUUAGACAGCAGAGCUUAUUUAAAUAGCUCUGUAUGUCACUUCCUCAGCAAGAGCUGCCAUCUUCAAUUCUAUUACUCCAUGGAAAACAGUGCUCUCAGAGUAAGACUAUAUAAUAAUAAGGAGGAAGAAAUCUUUUGGACAUUCAAUACAUCAACUGACAGAAAACGGGUGAAAGCAGAGAUGUUAAUACCAGAAAGCCUGAAGACAGUUAAGAUUAUAUUUGAAGGGACUAUAUUGAGCCAGAAAGGUUUUAUUGGGUUGAAUCAGCUCUGGGUCUAUGCCUGUGCACUUGCCCCGUCCAGAAAGCUUUGCUCAGCUGAUGAAUUCACUUGUACCAGUGGCCAGUGCAUUGCCCAAAAUUCGGUCUGUGACUCUUGGCGGGACUGUUCUGAUGACAGUGAUGAAGAUCCUGCAACUUGCUCAAAUCAUCUCACGUGUGACUUUGAGUCUGGUUUCUGCAGUUGGGAGCCAUUUCUCACAGAAGAUUCACACUGGGAAGUCAAGAAAGGAUUGGCCAGUGGAGAGAACCACCUUCUGGGUGCUGAUCACAUGGCAAACACAAGUCAUGGAUCAUUCAUUUAUUUCAGAUCACAUCAAUCUCCAAGAGUGGCCAAGCUUGGAAGUCCUAUUCUUAUAAAAGCACUCACUGCUUCCACCCCAUGUCACGUGCGAUUUUGGUAUCAUUUGUCUCAGCAUUCACGUCUCUCAGUUUUUACAAGAACAUCACUGGAUGGGGAUUUGCAAAAGCAAGGUGAUCUAAUUGGAAUCUCCAAAUCUCAGUGGAAACAAGCAAAAAUUAAUCUCUAUGUGAAGCUUGGAGAAUCAACCUUACCUUUUCAGUUGAUUUUAGAAGCUACUGUUUUAUCAUCAAAUGCUACUGUUGCUCUAGAUGACAUUAGUAUGAGCCAGGAAUGUGAAAUUUCUGAUAAAUCACUUCCAGAUACCAGCAUACUAAAGAAAGGCUCCAAAUGUGACUUUGAAGCAGAUAGCUGUGGUUGGUUUGGAGCAAUUAGUGGUGACCAUUUUGAUUGGGUAUGGAACUCUAGAAGUAAACUUUUGGCUGAAUUUGAGCAACAGGCUCCACCUAGGGAUCAUACUCCCAACACAACUGAAGGGCAUUUUAUGUUCAUUCUGAAGAAAGGAAGCUUGUCACAAGUUGCCAAACUCCAGAGCCCAACGUUUAGCCAGGCAGGACCUGGAUGCAUACUUUCCUUCUGGUUUUAUGACCAUGGUCUGUCAGUGGGAGCAGCUGAGCUACAGCUACAUGUGGAAGAUUCCAACGACUCUACAGUACUCUGGAGAGUAUUGUAUAACCAGGGCAACCAGUGGUCACAGGCCACUAUUCAGCUUGGACGCCUUACUCAGCCCUUCCAUUUGUCACUAGAUAAAGUCAGUCUUGGCAUUUAUGGAGUCUCAGCUAUUGAUGACAUCAGAUUUGAAAAUUGUACCCUUCCCCUUCCUGCAGAGAGCUGUGAAGAGCUGGACUUUUUCUGGUGUUGAUGCAGCAAGGCUUGCAUAGAAAAGCUUCUGUUAUGUGAUUUGGUAGAUGAUUGUGGUGAUCACACUGAUGAGAUUGACUGUGUACCUGAGUUCCAAUGUAACUUUGAAAAUGGAAUCUGUAACUGGGAACAAGAUACAGAAGAUGACUUUGAUUGGACCAGGAAGCACGGUCCAACUUCAACACUUAAUACAGGGCCAAUGAAGGAUCAUACCUUGGGCACAGCUAAAGGACACUAUCUCUACAUAGAAUCUUCGGAGCCACAGGUUUUCCAAAACAGAGCUACUUUACUCAGCCCUGUCCUCAAUGCCACCGAUGCAGGGGGCUGCACCUUCCGCUUAUAUUACCACAUGUUUGGAAAGCAUAUUUAUAGGCUGGCCAUCUACCAGAGAGUUUGGAGUAACACAAGAGGACAGCUGCUGUGGCAGAUAUUUGGGAAUCAAGGCAACAGAUGGAUAAGGAAACAGCUCAAUCUUUCCAGCAGGCAGCCUUUUCAGACUUUGGUGGAGGCUUUUGUAGGAGAUGACUUCACUGGAGACAUUGUAAUCGAUGAUUUGUCAUUCAUGGACUGUGCCCUCUACCUUGGUAACUUGCCAGUGGACCUCCCAACUCCACCAGAAAUGUCCGCUCCAGUAACAUUACCUCCACACAACUGUACAGACAAUGAAUUUGUUUGCAGGUCCGAUGGUCACUGUGUUGAAAAAGUCCAGAAGUGUGAUUUUAGAUAUGACCGUCCUGACCAAUCAGAUAAAUCAUUCUGUGUUAUGAAAGUUUGCAGCUUUGAAAAAGAAAGCCUGUGUAAGUGGUACCAAUCAAUUCCAGAAAUGCUAAUUCAAGAUUCAAACACAUUCAGAUGGGGACUUGGUAAUGGAACCAGUAUUCAUCAUGGGGAAGAAAAUCAUAGGCCAUUGGUGGAUCAUACAACAAAUACCACAGAUGGCUGGUACCUGUAUGCUGAUAGUUCAAAUGGAAAAUUUGGUGACAUGGCUGAUAUACUGACUCCUGUUAUUUCACGCAUGGGACCAAAAUGUACCUUGGUGUUCUGGACUCAGAAUGGUGUUACAGUUGGUUCUCUCCAGGUACUCAGCAAGAAAGACAAUGUUACUUCUAAAUUGUGGGCUCAAAUAGGACAGCAAGGUGCGCGGUGGAAGAAAGUAGAAGUGUUUUUAGGUGUUCAAUCAAAUAUACAGAUUGUCUUUAGGGCAAAGUGUGGUACCAAUUACAUGGGAGAUGUAGCAGUGGAUGAUAUUUCCUUUCAAGAUUGUUCCCCUCUACUAGACAGAAAGUGAACUGCUCAAGAAUUCAUGUGUGCAAACAAGCAUUGCAUUGUGAAGGAUAAGCUGUGUGAUUUUGUGAAUGAUUGUGCUGAUAAUUCAGAUGAGACUGCUUUCAUUUGCAGUAAGUGGAAGGAUCCCUGUGAUUUUGAAUUUGACCUUUGUUCUUGGGAGCAGGAGCAGGAUGAUGACUUUGACUGGAAUCUGAAAGUUAGCAGCAUCCCUGCUGUAGGCAUGGAGCCAGCUGCUGAUCACACCAUACGAAAGUCCUCUAGACAUUACAUCUUCAUAAAGAGCUGUUUCCCUCAGCAUCCCAUGAUAGCAGCCAGAAUUUCAAGCCCAGUCAUAAGUAGAUGAAACAAAAACUACAAGAUAAUUUUUCAUUAUCACAUGUAUGGAAAUGGCAUUAGGGCACUUGCCUUGAUCCAGGUAUCAGUCUCGAACCAAACAAGGGUCCUACUUAAACUCACCAUAGAACAAGGCAAUUUCUGGCAGCAGAAAGAACUAUCACUGCCUGGUGAUGAGGACUUCCAACUCAAAUUUGAAGGCAGAGUUGGUGAAGGACACCAUGGGGAUAUUGCCCUGGAUGACAUCGUGCUUACAAAGAGUUGUCUGUCAUUCCAUCAUUCCAUGAAAGAAGAACUCGCAGAACCUCUUCCAACAGGUACAUCUUAUGUUGUGAUUGUUCGAAUGGUCACAGGCACAUCUUUAGAGCCUUUCACCUCCCCCUUGACCAAUAACCAAGAAGGUUUGACUACCUCCCAAGCCCUCUUCCAGGAAUUUAUUGAGAAUGCUUGGACUCGAUUUAUUGAUGGCUUGGCCAGAUUAAGAGCUGCUGGUGUCCACUGGGUGGCAGCAGUCAUCCAGCCCCAAUUUCCAAAGAUUUCUAGAGGCAAGUUGCUCAGCAUAUGUGAAGUAUCUGUGGUUAGAGGGACUGCACGAAUGCUUGUAUAUUUUUGUGGUGGGGAGUUGAGACGGAUGGGAACGAUGACAGAAGAUGAGGCUGGAAAGACAGAAAAAGGACUUUCAAGAGUAUGGCAAGAGAGUGAGCAGAACUCCAGUGGUCAUUGGCAAAAGGCUGUCAUCCUGCUAGGAAAGCUAAGGAAUUUUGAAGUCAUAUUCCAAGGUAUCAGAACAAGAGAUCUAGGAGGAGGAGCUGCAAUUGAUCACAUUGAAUUUAAAAACUGCAUGACUGUGGGAGAGACUUCAGAGAUUUGUCCAGAAGCCACUGAUUUGUUGUGCCACGACAAGAAGUGUAUUGCAUCCCACCGUAUCUGCAACUAUAAACCAGACUGCUCUGAUGGAUCUGAUGAGGCUCACUGUGGCCACUAUACAAGCACAGCAGGAAGUUGCAAUUUUGAAACAACUUCAGGAAACUGGACCAUAGACUGCAGUCAGGACUCUCAAGAUGACUUGGACUGGGCCAUUGGCAACAGAAUUCCUAUGGGAGCAUUGAGUCCAGACUUUGAUCACAUCCCAGGGAGCGGCCAGCACUUCCUAUAUGUCAACUCAUCUGGACUCAAAGAAGGACACAAGGCAAGAGUCACUACUUCCCAGUACUUUCCAGCAAGUCUCAGAAUAUGUACUGUUCGGUUCUGGUUCUACACGGUUGAUCCCAAGAGUAUGGGGAUAUUAAAGUUAUAUACCAUUGAGGAAUCUGGACUAAACAUCCUGGUGUGGUCAGUGAUUGGAAACAAAAGAAGCGGUUGGCGGUAUACACAUGUGCUUCUCUCCAGUAACAGUGCAUUUAAAGUGACAUUUGAAGCUGAUUUGGCUGGAAAUGAGGACAUCUUUAUUGCCCUUGAUGAUAUCACUUUCACCCCAGAAUGUGUCUUUGGAGGCAAGGUUCCCAGGGAACCAUCAUCCUGUGAAGCCCAUCAGUUUUCUUGUAUCUACACACCAGGGAAAUGUAACGGACAGGAAGACUGCAUAGAUGGCUCUGAUGAAAAGGAUUGUUCUCUCAGCCCCCCUCCUCAGUGCUGUGGUGAAAUGGAGAUCCAGUGCUCCAGCAACAAGUGUAUCCCAUCUCUCCUGCUAUGUGAUGGAGUGUCCGACUGUCACUUUAAUGAAGAUGAAUCCAGCUGCUCCAAUGAGAGCUGUUCUGAUAGUGCUUUGAUGUGCACUUCCUCGAACAGCUGUAUCCCAGUUCAUGAGCGCUGUGAUGGUUUUGCCAACUGCGCAGAUUUCCAGCCUGAUGAAUCCAGCUGCUCAGAGUGCCCAUUAGGUUACUGCAGAAAUGGUGGGAAUUGUGUAAUGGAGAAGAACAGUCCUGUGUGUCGAUGUGGACAAGGAUGGAAAGGAAAUCGAUGCCACAUCAAGGUUAACCCUUCCCCUACGGAUUUCAUGAACACUCAGAAUAAUAUAUGGACUCUCCUGGGCAUUGGAUUAGCUUUCCUGAUGACUCAUAUUAUAGUCACAGCCGAGUGUUUUCUUGCAAAUAUAAAAGUACCAGUCAGGAAAACUAAAGGAAGUGUUAACUGUGCAUUUGUUAAUCCAGUUUAUGGGAACUGGAGUGACCCAGAGAAAAGAGAGAGUUCUGUAUACUCCUUCUCAAACCCAUUAUAUGGCACAUCAGGAUGCCUGGAGACCAUAUCUAAUCAUCUGAAAUAG
Nyctereutes procyonoides (raccoon dog) is the source of this 6222-nucleotide messenger RNA. RefSeq names its product MAM and LDL receptor class A domain containing 1 (gene MALRD1). Lineage: Eukaryota; Metazoa; Chordata; Mammalia; Carnivora; Canidae. Gene Ontology annotation, molecular function: protein binding. Gene Ontology annotation, cellular component: membrane. The record is from RefSeq and is a predicted model, not a curated record.